AUGGCUAUGAAAACUUCAAUCACAUUUGUUUUGACUAUAUUUUUCAUCAUAUCUUUUGUUCACAGUCGUAAGACAACACAAGGUUAUAGAAUGUUGUUUGACGAAGUGGAAUGUUUCGGAGGAUUUGAACCAUGUCGUGGUCAUGGGGAUGUAGUUUGCACUGACUAUUGUAAAAAUUAUCAGUUUGAUUAUGGUGUUUGUACUCAAGAUAGAGGAUGUUGUUGUCAUGGAAAUAUCCCGGCUUCAAAUUAUUAAGGAUACGAAUCACAAAUGAUUUGAUCUGAUUUAAUACAAAUAUCCUAGUAUGAAUUAAUCUAAUUAAUUAAAAAAUGUAUUGGUGUUUUCUUCAAUAAUAAUAUUUCAAUA
Messenger RNA from Capsella rubella, 366 nucleotides. RefSeq names its product defensin-like protein 199. The record is from RefSeq and is a predicted model, not a curated record. The transcript has 2 exons. The coding region runs from base 1 to 255 and encodes 84 amino acids. Lineage: Eukaryota; Viridiplantae; Streptophyta; Magnoliopsida; Brassicales; Brassicaceae.